AUGGCGCGCUCGAAGCAGAUUGCAAGGAAGAGCACCGGGGGGCUCUCCCCGCGGAGCGCCGUGGCCGCGCAGGCUGUCCGGACGACGCCGCGCCAGGUCAUGAAGCCCAAGAAGCACCGGCCGGGCAUUGUCGCAGUGCGCGAGAUUAGGAAGUAUCAGAAGUCUGUGGACCUGCUGCUGCCCAAGGCGGCUUUCCGCCGCCUGUGCAAGGAAGUCCUUCAGGGCGCGACCCAAACAUCGAUCGAUGAUAG
Molecule: messenger RNA, 251 nt
Organism: Klebsormidium nitens
Lineage: Eukaryota; Viridiplantae; Streptophyta; Klebsormidiophyceae; Klebsormidiales; Klebsormidiaceae
Source: the annotation of a GenBank genome assembly